AUGGUGACGACGAUGGGGCACGUGGUGGCGCUCCUCUCCGCUGCCCUCUCCGGCGGCGUGGUCGGCUGCAGUCGCCACGACGACCACUACCACUCGGGCGGCUGCUGCGUGUGCAUAUCAAGGUUCCGCGACGGGGAGGACAUACGCAGCCUGCCGUGCGGCCACGCCUUCCACCGGCAAUGCGUCGACAGGUGGUUGGCGCUGUGCCGCCGGACCUGCCCGCUCUGCCGCCUGCACGUCGGCGGCGUGACAGAUGAGCACCAGCUCAGCGACGACCUCGUCAUCUGGUUCUCUUCUCUCUUCGUCGCCGGCUUGUAG
Molecule: messenger RNA, 318 nt
Organism: Triticum turgidum subsp. durum (durum wheat)
Lineage: Eukaryota; Viridiplantae; Streptophyta; Magnoliopsida; Poales; Poaceae
Source: the annotation of a GenBank genome assembly